This is a messenger RNA of Prorocentrum cordatum, 480 nucleotides long. NCBI's taxonomy places the organism in Eukaryota, Dinophyceae, Prorocentrales, Prorocentraceae. The record is from the annotation of a GenBank genome assembly.
GUGCUGGUGGCGGCCGUCGGCGGCGACGACGCCACCGGAGUCAUGGACUUCGUGUCGAUGCCAGAAAGCGACCUCGUCCGAGUCCUCGAGACGCUCGAGGUGGAUGGCUUCCCCGUGGCGCACGUUCGCGACAAGCGGCGCGUAGCGGACUUCCUCGACCAGGGUGGCGAGGGCACCUUCCCCAUCCUCGGCGAUGAGACGAUCGCGGAGGCGCGCCAGCGGUACAUCGAGGUCACAGCUGGGUCGCCGCCUGCAGCCGCGCGGACGACGGAGGCACAGUUGUCCGGCGUCUCAGCGGAGAUCGGCAAGGCCGCACCGUGCGUCGACUUCGCCGUCUUCGGGCCGCAUGGCCGUCGGCCGGCAAAAGCCUGGAAGUUCGAGUCACAGGUGUGGGUCGAUGUCGAGCUGGAGACGCGGAUGAUCGUUGGCCCUUCGAACUUCGAGGCGUGGCGGUCUUGCUGGCUCGUCUUCAGGUUGCGC